Messenger RNA from Chara braunii, 3788 nucleotides. NCBI's taxonomy places the organism in Eukaryota, Viridiplantae, Streptophyta, Charophyceae, Charales, Characeae. The record is from the annotation of a GenBank genome assembly.
GGAAGACAAGAGAAGCGGGCUGAUUUCCUGUACUAUGGAUGGGGAUAUCUACGAUCAAUUUGGGGAGGCCAUUGACAGAAGGCUUGGAGGAGUGAGAGCUGAAGCCCAACGAAGAGCGGCAGCGGGACCACCGCCCCCUACCAUGUUCAGGCUAUGGCAGGAAAAGGAGGAACCACCGUUUGGGGUAGAAGAAGUGGGAAGUGAUGAGGAAGUGACUCAAGGGCUACGAGGAGGAAGUGAGACGGAAAAUGCCAUAAUCAUCGAGUCAGAUGACGAGGAGGAGGGGGAAAGAAUGGAGCCUCCGUCCGUCUUAUUUGAGAAGAUGAAGGACUUGCUGGAUAAGAUGGGGAGGCACCAACAAAAGUUGGUGGGCCUCUGUAAAGAAGUGAAAGGAUGGAGGUCUAACAUCCCCACAGUAUUCCUCUAUGACUCCGGUCCGGAGUCAGCGCCUGGGCGACCCGGAGUAAAUGUGGUGAGGCCGUGCCCUCAACCAGGAAUAAGGGGGAGACCCCUCACUCCGCAAGCCCGGCUGGCACAGGCAGCGCGAACGAGGAAUCAAGCCAAGGCCAGUACCAGCCAAGAGCCUCCAAGGGGGGAACACGAACCAGGGAGAAGGAAGAAGACUGUAGAAGUAGAGGACGAUGAUGACGAAGAGGAAGAGGACGAGAGGCUGCGCAGAGAAGAGGAUCAGAGAGCGGAGCAGCGGGCAAGGAAAAAGGGGAUCAGGGGAGAGGCCGAACCGGUCAUAAAGGGCGGACCGCCCAAAAAGAAGAAAUACGUGGUCCGGUUGGAAGAAGGAUUUGACGUAGAGAAGGUGAUUGACCGGCUGCUGGAAGGGCAUAAUGACCUCAUGAACCUGAAGGAAAUCCUAGCGUCAGCCCUGCGGCUCCGCGAUGAAUUGGAGGGAAGGUUAUCACGACGCCUGGUGCCCAAUGUCCAUCUGGGUACGAUCCUGCCCAAGGAGGCAGAGUGGGCAGAGUCAGGUACGAAGAUGGACUGGAAGUGCGUAGCCUGCGGUACGGUGGAUUUGAUGGUGAAGGGUUCCAAGUGCGCAGCAAUGGUGGACACCGGGGCAGAGAUGAACAUUAUUCGGGAGGCGGACGCGAUCAGAUUCGGGCUGGAUAUAGACCGUUAUGACUGCGGUAUUCUGCAUGGAGCCAGCUGUAAGGCCGUGUUUUGUGGGACAGCCUCGAAUGUACUCGUCGAGGUUGGAAAGGUGAAGGCCAGGGCAUGCUUCUUCAUAAUGCCAGACGUGGACCAUGAAAUCCUCCUGGAGAGGUCUGACUUUACGAAGACAGCCAUGCCAAGAGGAGGGAAGGGGACACGGCCGCCUCAGAGGCCGUUGGGCGCAUCAGGAGGAUAUGAGCGGCAUGGGCCUCGCCAACGAGAGAGUACUCUUGUCUACAAUGAUGGGGACAUCGAGCUAUUCCUGGACAGUUUCUGGGAGCAUGCGAGGUGUAUGGGCUGGACCGUGACUCAGGCAAUUGAGAGAUUGAGGGGAGCAGGUAGGUUCGAGGAGCCCAUUGCCAGGAUUCGUAGGGAGGCGACGACGAGGCAGGAGGUGGAGAUAAGGAUGGAGGAGUUGCGACCCUCGCCUGUGGGACCUGAUGGCAGGCCGAUCCGCCUGGAGAUUGGAAAUGCGUCGGACUUCAUCCCCGCGUUUGAGUGGUUCAUGCAAGAGCAAGGCAUACAGAGAGAUGAUUGGAUGCAGACACUACCACUCUGGACUAGGAAGGCAGAAAGGCCACUGGCUAUGCAGAUCAGGGACAUGGCACGAGAUUGGGAAAGUUGCAGGGCACAUUUGAGAGAGGCCUUUCGACGGCCAGAGCUCCCUCAACCCAGAGUCGAGAGGCGGCAGAGGAGUCAGAGGCCGAGGGACCCUGAGCCCAAGGAGGCGAGACCAUCUCGAGGAGGACGGAAGACCUUAGCCAGGAGAGAGCAGGAGCCAGAGGAUGAAGAGCGAGGGGCAUACCCUGAGUGUGGGUUGGGGCCAGGUGAGGAGCAUGGAGAGCAGGCAGAGGAGGCGUCACGAGAGGAGGUGCCACGAGAGGAGGUGCCACAGGGGGAGAUACCACGAGAAGAGAUGUCACGGAAGGAGGUGCCACAGGAAAAGGUCCAGGGUACUCAGCGAGAGAGGGGGCUGGGCGGUGAGGGGAGAUAUGCAGGGAAGGAAGUGAUAGAGGUUGGAAAAGACACGCCCCAACAGACGCCAGCAGUGGGUUUGAGACUCGGGGGUGCACCAGGGAGCACCCGGCAAGCAAGAGAGGGGUUGCAGAGAGAGGAGACCCCUUUACCUUCGUCAGAAAAGGCUUCUUCGCCAGAAGGGAGGGCAGAAAGGAGGAGAGAAAUGGCAGCUGUAAGGAGAGAAGCUUUGAUCCUGAUUGAUAGGCACCUAGCAGCUCAUGCCCUGGAGCACCCAGACCUGGAGGAGCCAGCACCUGCAGAGCCACGCCAGGAGUUAUGCCAGCCCGAGAAGGAGAUGGAAGCAGAAAUCCCAAAGAGGGUCGACCUCCGCAUGAGGGAAAGGGUGCCAGCUGGAGAGACGGCCGAAGAAAAGAGGGCGAGACGAACCAGGCGGAUCGAUGAGAUAUGGCAGGAGAUGCAGAGGUUGGAGGCAGCUGGGGAGGUCCCGGAGCAGCAGCAGGAGAGGCAGAGAUCGGAGGCAGCAGGAGCACUUCCGGGUCAGCCGCCCAGCGCGCCAGCCAAGGCCCCGGAAAUUCCUGAAAUGUGGAGAGACUUCUGGGAGCAGAGAGGAGAGGAGCUUCCAUCACCAGUCAGAGCUGGGUUUGGGGUGGCCAGGAAGGCGGAAGAAAGGUUAGAUCCUAUCAUUGAGAGCCUGAGGCAGCAAACCCAGGGAAAGGUGGACAGACCAGAGAGCAGCCGGCAGGGAGAGCAGAGGCAGCCAGGACAGAGAUUGCCAGGACAGCCAUCUGCGACAGAGCCUCGCCAGGAGCCGUCUAUGGGGAUAGUUAUCCUGGAGCCAGAGGAGGCGAGAGCCCAGAGACAGGCGGAGAGAGAGGCGUUUGAGUUUAGAGCCUCUACCGAGCUCGCGACGCUGCCGGUGGCGGCGGCAGGCCCAGUCGUACGUUUGGCAGUAGAGGAGGGGCUUCCACCAUCUAGCAGUGAGCCGACUCAGGGCUCGGCAGAGGGAUCCACGGGCGUGCUCCUUGAGGCAGUGCAUACUAUGCAGGAGGAGGUGAGUUUGUUUUCACCUGAGCAAAGGAUAGAGGAGCCUCUUGAGAGAGAGAUGGGGAUUGAGGAGGAGGGUGCCAUCGAGGGCAGACUCCAGAAGAUAGGCACACCUGAAUAUGGACCAGAGGAGAUUGAGGAGCAGCCCACGGCAGUGCCAGGGGCGGCACUCGAGAGGAGGCCUCAGAGGUUGGACACGCCUGAGUACGUCCCAGCGACAGAGGAUUUGAGAGGCAGACUAGGAUUUAGGGCUACUGGAUCAGGGUCUGGUGGACCAAUUCCGGGGACAGAGCGGCAGAAAGUCAUUGGUACCGCAGCUCCUCAAGCAGAGCAUCAGGGGGUUAUCAGUACCUUGGCAGAAUCUCCUUCAUCACCACCUCCUCAGCCCAGGAAGAAGAAGUAUAAGAGAAAGGUUGAUCAACUAUGUUUCUACUGCAAGAAGAGCGCGCAUCACGCUUUGGACUGUCUCGAAUUUCUUGAGGAUAAGGCAGCAGGGAAGAUUUCAGAGGUAGGGAGUAAAAUGUAUGAUAGAUAGGGUAGGAUAGUAGAGAAGUCCGCAGAUGGACUUAGGGCUCAGUUAUAUAGGCAAAACCAGGAGG